This is a messenger RNA of Microthlaspi erraticum, 2208 nucleotides long. NCBI's taxonomy places the organism in Eukaryota, Viridiplantae, Streptophyta, Magnoliopsida, Brassicales, Brassicaceae. The record is from the annotation of a GenBank genome assembly.
AUGUAUGCUAAGAAUGAUGACCUAAGCGCAGCAAGGCAACUGUUUGACGGAGCUCAAGACAAAGGAGACAUCGUUCUCUGGAAUUCUAUCAUGUCUUCAUAUUCCACGUCUGGCCACUCUUUGGAGACUUUAGAGCUAUUCAGAGAAAUGCAGAUGAUUGGUCCUCCCUCCAACAGCUACACUCUUGUUUCUGCUCUCACUGCCUGUCAAGGCUUCUCACAUGCAAAGCUAGGGAAAGAGAUCCACGCUGCUAUCCUGAAAUCUGCAAGCCACUGUUCUCAACUAUAUGUGUGCAACGCCUUGAUCGCAAUGUAUGCACGUUGUGGUAAAAUGCCUGAGGCAGGAAGGAUCCUUCGUCACAUGGACGAGGGUGAUGUUGUGUCCUGGAAUUCCCUCAUCAAGGGAUAUCUACAGAAUUCCAUGUACCAGGAGGCCUUAGCUUUCUUUCGUGAUAUGAUCGCUGCUGGCCACAAACCCGACGAGGUUACAGUGACCUCUGUCAUUGGAGCGUCAGGAAGAUUAAGCAAUCCGUUGGUAGGAAUGGAAUUGCAUGCUUACGUGAUUAAACACGCCUGGGAUUCUCAUUUGCAGGUUGGGAACACGUUGAUAGAUAUGUAUUCUAAGUGCAACCUCACAGAUUAUAUGGGCCGUGCGUUUCUUAUCAUGCAUGAGAAAGAUCUUAUUUCAUGGACUACAGUCAUCGCUGGUUAUGCUCAGAAUGAUUGUCAUGUAGAGGCCUUACAACUCUUCCGAGAUGUUGCUAAGAAAAGGAUGGAGAUUGAUGAAAUGAUGCUUGGAAGCGUCCUUCGAGCUUGUAGUGUGCUAACCCCCAUGCUCAUUGUCAAAGAACUUCACUGUCACAUCUUGAGGAAAGGUUUACUUGAUACUGUGAUACAGAAUGAGUUGGUUGAUGUUUACGGAAAAUGCAGGAACAUGGCCUAUGCUACUCGAAUAUUUGAAUCUAUUAAAGGUAAAGAUGUUGUCUCUUGGACAAGCAUGAUUUCGUCUAGUGCUCAUAAUGGUCACGAAAGUGAGGCUGUUGAACUCUUUGGGCGCAUGGUUGAAACUGGUAUGGCGGCUGAUUCUAUAGCACUGUUGAGUAUACUGUCCGCUGCAGCGAGUCUAUCUGCUCUCAAGAAAGGGAGAGAAAUUCAUGGCUAUUUACUCCGGAAUGGUUUUUGCCUAGAGGGGUCCAUUGCAGUUGCUAUUGUUGACAUGUAUGCAAGCUGUGGAGAUUUACCGAGUGCACGAGCUGUAUUUGAUCCGACUGAGAGGAAAGGUCUACUGCAAUACACAAGCAUGAUCAAUGCAUAUGGAAUGCACGGCCGUGGAAAAGCAUCUGUUGAGCUGUUCAAUAAAAUGAGGCAUGAAAAAAUCUCGCCUGAUCACAUUUCAUUUCUGGCACUUCUCAAUGCCUGCAGCCAUGCAGGUCUGCUUGACGAGGGUAGAGGGUUUCUCAAGAUCAUGGAACAUGAAUAUAAACUGGAACCAUGGCCUGAACAUUACGUGUGUCUGGUUGACAUGCUUGGUCGUGCAAAUUGUGUGUUGGAAGCCUUUGAAUUCGUUAAAAAGAUGAAGACAGAACCGACCACGGAAGUGUGGUGUGCACUCCUUGCGGCAUGCCGAUCUCACUCAGAGAAAGAAAUUGGAGAGAUAGCAGCUCAGAGACUCCUUGAGCUAGAGCCUAAGAAUCCGGGAAAUCUUGUGCUUGUAUCUAAUGUCUUUGCUGAACAGGGACGAUGGAAUGAUGUUGCAAACGUGAGGGCCAAAAUGAAAGCAAGAGGAUUGAAGAAACACCCUGGAUGUAGUUGGGUUGAGAUUAACGGCAAGGUUCACAAAUUUACAGCAAGAGACAAGUCUCAUCCAGAGACCGAAGAGAUAUAUGAGAAACUUUCUGAGGUUACUAGGAAGUUGGAGAGGGAAGCAGGUUAUCUAGCUGAUACAAAGUCCGUUCUGCAUAACGUAGACGAAGAGGAGAAGGUUCAGAUGCUGCAUGGACACAGUGAGAGGCUAGCAAUUGCUUAUGGGCUCCUCAGAACACCUGACAGGGCGUGUCUCCGGAUCACAAAAAAUUUACGCGUCUGUAGCGAUUGUCAUACUUUUUGUAAGCUGGUCUCUAAGUUAUUCGGACGAGACAUUGUGAUGAGGGAUGCCAAUAGGUUUCAUCAUUUUGAAAGUGGACUAUGCUCCUGCCGAGACUCUUGGUGA